This is a messenger RNA of Motacilla alba alba, 5217 nucleotides long. RefSeq names its product homeobox containing 1 (gene HMBOX1). The transcript has 11 exons. The record is from RefSeq and is a predicted model, not a curated record. Lineage: Eukaryota; Metazoa; Chordata; Aves; Passeriformes; Motacillidae. The coding region runs from base 1208 to 2575 and encodes 455 amino acids. Gene Ontology annotation, biological process: positive regulation of DNA-templated transcription. Gene Ontology annotation, molecular function: double-stranded telomeric DNA binding. Gene Ontology annotation, cellular component: nucleus.
GAUUCAGUGGCUUUUAAGUACAAAACGUUUAUGAAGAAAAAACUGGGGAGAUUUAAACUUUGUAGGGAGGAAAGUGUUAAAGUGAUGGCCAGGGAACGUGGAUCUGGGAGACGCUACCUACGUCCCCGUGCUUCAAACUAAUGGGGAUGGAGGGAAGGAAAAAAAAAGAAAACACUGGGGAAAAAUAUCCCUACAAUUUGCAUGAAUGAUGCCAUGUAAAAUACCGGAGCGAGGAAUUGUGCUCUGCAGACGAUUUGUGGGCUGGAGAAAGCCUGAAGUGCCUGCUCGGGUCCCGUGAUAUGACUCGCUCAUUUCUGCAGGGCUCAUCAGGUACAGGCUCUGCUUCCUUCCUGGGAUGGUGCAGCUGGCAUUUGAUUUCCUCCAUGGAUGGGAGAGGAGGAGUCCUGUGCAGUUUUUUUCCCCGAGAUGAUUGCAUUUUCUUUGGCCUUGCUGUACCCUGCCUCAUUAGUAGGAACUGCAUCUAUACUUAUUUACCAUUAUACCGUGUCCCUUGGGAAGCGGGGUGUAGUUUGGAGUAGGUAUAUAUGGAUUUAUCACUCCUAACAUUUUUUUUCCUCCCAUCAUGCUAAGACUAAAUCCGUCAACAGCAGAGAACAAACUUAAUUUAUUUCUGUGUUUUGCAUCUCCCUUUUUACCAUUUCUCUUCCAAAUUGCUAAGAAAGCAUCUCUGAGAUGGAGAGAGGGGAGAAGGAAGAAAGGGAUGGAAAACGUUGUCUGUGCAGGGCUGCAUUUGUUAUCUGCAUGUCUGGGGAACACCGGUCUGGGGAAGGGCAGGGCUGGUUUCUCUAUGUGAAAACUGGGGUUUGGGAGUGUUCUUUUUCCCUUAUGUGAAGAUUAUUCUUUAGCCCUGCGAGGGCCACAACUUUUUCUGUCUGGUUGACAGAAUUACCCGAGGAUCCUGGGCAGGAGGCUGGGAACAAGGAACUUGUGUUUCACUCCGUGCUGCCUGUUCUUCCUCCCCUCGUUCCCUUAGCACCAGUGCAAGCACCCGAACAGGCAUCAGCAUUUUUACUCCUGUGUCAUCCCACUGUUCCGAGCAGGUCUAGACGACAUUGUGGUAUGCAGGCUGCCAGCUGGGUUACAGGAAUGCUACCCUAGGUGAAACGGCAGGAUUUUUAAGGAGGGAAUGGUGAAUAACACUGAAGACCCUCAAGAGGCUUUGUAACGUCCCAUCCUCAUGUAAAGUAUGCUCAGAACUUUUCCAGUAGUCCUGCUGGAAACCAUGUCUCACUACACGGACGAGCCAAGAUUCACCAUAGAGCAGAUCGACCUCCUGCAGCGCCUGAGACGCACGGGAAUGACCAGGCAUGAGAUCCUGCACGCCCUGGAAACCUUGGACCGUCUGGACCAAGAGCAUAGCGACAAAUUCGGGAGAAGGUCUGGCUACGGAGGCGGCUCCUACGGCAACAGCACCAACAACGUCCCGGCGUCUUCCUCGACGGCCACGGCUUCCACGCAGACGCAGCACUCCGGGAUGUCCCCGUCCCCGAGCAACAGUUACGACACCUCCCCACAGCCUUGCACUACGAAUCAGAAUGGGAGGGAGAGUAACGAGAGGUUGUCUGCCUUCAACGGGAAGAUGUCGCCCACCCGGUACCCCCUGGCCAACAGCCUGGCCCAGAGGUCCUACAGCUUCGAGGCUUCCGAGGAGGACUUGGACAUCGACGACAAAGUGGAGGAGCUGAUGAGGAGGGACAGCAGUGUGAUAAAGGAGGAAAUCAAAGCCUUCCUCGCCAACCGGAGAAUUUCCCAAGCAGUUGUUGCACAGGUAACAGGUAUCAGUCAGAGCCGGAUCUCCCAUUGGCUGUUGCAGCAGGGGUCGGACCUGAGUGAACAGAAGAAAAGGGCAUUUUACAGAUGGUACCAGCUUGAGAAGACAAAUCCUGGGGCUACACUAAGCAUGAGACCCGCUCCCAUCCCAAUAGAAGAGCCAGAAUGGAGACAGACGCCUCCCCCAGUCACAGCUACCUCUGGGACCUUCAGACUACGGCGAGGCAGUCGGUUCACGUGGAGAAAGGAGUGCCUGGCUGUUAUGGAGAGUUACUUCAAUGAGAAUCAAUAUCCCGACGAGGCAAAGAGAGAAGAAAUUGCCAACGCCUGUAAUGCAGUUAUACAAAAACCAGGAAAAAAGUUGUCGGAUUUGGAGCGAGUUACCUCCCUCAAAGUGUACAACUGGUUUGCCAACAGGAGGAAGGAGAUCAAGAGAAGAGCCAAUAUCGAAGCAGCAAUCCUGGAGAGCCAUGGAAUAGAUGUACAGAGUCCAGGAGGCCACUCCAACAGCGACGACGUGGACGGCAACGACUACUCAGAGCAGGACACUUGGCAAGUACGCAACGGGGAGGAGGAGGGACGAUGUUCCGAGGGAGGCAGAGAAGCAGAGAAGGUAGAAGAAGACAGGAGGAUCUGCUCCAAACAAGAUGACAGCACUAGCCAUAGUGACCACCAAGACCCCAUUUCCUUAGCUGUGGAGAUGGCAGCAGUCAACCACACCAUCCUGGCGCUGGCCCGGCAAGGAGCCAACGAGAUCAAGACAGAGGCUCUGGACGACGACUGAUGCCAAGAGAGGGGAGGGUCAAAGCAAGAAGUAACUUAGUUUUAGACGUAGCACCUUAGCAGACUUUCCUCGGUCCUUAAUAUGUGUUCUUACAGUAUAACUUUGCAGUUUCUUGUACGUCAGUUAGCUGUUAGGGUCUUGUUCUGUGAAGAUGGCAUGGUGCCCUCAGCCUUUGCAUAUACUCUCUCAGUAUUAAUUCCCAAUAAAUAAUCAAUCAACCAACCAACCUCCCUCUCCCGGCCCCCAGUGGCUAGAAAGGUAAAAUCAAAAAAAAAAAAAAGAAAAAAGAAAAAAAAAAAAAGAAAAAAAAAUCUUGCUGCUCUGUCUUAGCAUUCAAAGUGCUUCCAGGUAUUUUAGACAGCCCUCAACUACAAGUCUUAGGCUACACUUAAAAUCUUGGAUAACCUUAGAGAUGGUGUUGAAACCGAUAGUCCGUACGCUUUCCCUGCCCUGAGACUGAAAGGAUGCAAGCUGAGGUAGUGGCACAGAGUCGAUGGACACCAGACUGGGAGUAUCAACAGAGAGUAAAAAGAACACUUAGAAACCCCACUCCAGCAUGGGAAUAAAUGAUUUCCAGCUGCAAUAAGCCGUGCCUCACUGGUCAUACAGUGACUCCGUUUACUUCCGGGUGCUGUGCUGAGAAUGUCCAUUGGAAACACAUUCCCACAUUUCAGUUGAUGCUCUCACAUGUUCAGCACAGACAUCCUCUCCUUUCACAAGCUGCGUGGCUUAGUGGAGAAGUGCUGCCUUCUGCCUCUGCCGACCGUGGUUGAAGCCCAGCCUGGGAUCGAAUGAAAAAUGAGCUGAAUGUCUAAUGGACAACAGUCCACUUCUCAGAACCACUGCUCGUUCUUGGCAUGGCUGGCAGUGCCUGCUCAGAAGAGGUCUAGACUCUUACCCCAUCUGUCAUUAGCAAUUUCACCUUUCGUUCCUCCUCUCUCACCUUUUCUGUCCCCACUCUGCUCCCCUCUCCACUUUGCCACUUUCGAAAGCAAUGUUUUCCAGGAAGGUUGUUAAGGUCCUGAAAUGGGUGAGUGGAUUUUUACACGCCUGUGUAAGUAAUGCCUACGUCCUGACUAGCCUGAAAGGUUACGGGAGAAUUCAACACCUGACCUUUGCUAGAUAACCAUCAGAGCAUAAAUAUUCUCCUAAAUAUGAACUCUUUUUGUUUGUUUGAAGGCAGGAGGAUCUCUUACCUGAGAAAUGGGGUGUGAAUGUUUUGUGUUCUCUUUACUCUGUCUUUGUUAAGGUGUGAGAAAGCUAUACUGCUACGAGCAAUUUAAUUAAUAAUUGGAAGCCAUACUGAUAAUGGAUGUGGUAAUAUUUGUAAAGCAAACCUACUCUAAGUAGCAGGAACUAAUGGAAUUGUUUUCCUUGAUCAUAUGUAGCACUUUUGUUACUUUUUUCUUAAAGAUAUUUAUAUUUGAUAAGUCUUUUUUUUAUCAUUUGAGAAUUCCAAAUACCAAACAGCAAACUUGCAUUACAGAGUCACCCUGCGAUCACCUUGUCAUCUAGUAUCUAAAUGAUGAACUGUGUGUGCAUCUAAGAAAAUUACAUCUGCUAGCAUUGUGUGGAAAUGAUCUCCUGGCAUCCUGAUAAAAUGAUAUGUUGCUGCCGGUAAGAGGAAACGUUUUGAUGGAAACAGCACGAGAAGCGUUAGAGACGGGCAGGGCUGUGUUACAUUAACAGACAACAAAUUAAAAACCUACGGAAAUUUUUGUAUAGAGACACAUAUAUAUAAAAGUUUGCAUAGCAUUUCCUCCACAUUCUGCUUCUAUCUUCCCAGUUUGUGUGGAGAUAGCCUAAAGAGGGGAAAACGGCUCAAGGAUGGGUUUCCCCUUGCUCCCCUCCACUUCCGAGGUGGAGCAAAGGGAAAUACCUGUUACUCGCCUUGUUCUCAUCCCUUCCUCCCUCUUAACUCUCAGAGAACUUCACGAUGACUCCAGUGUGGCUCCUCAGCAGGUUUUGAGCCAGGCUGAGCCCUCCAGAUUGGCUUCCCCUCUGUCCAUGUGGAGCAGACUGCUCCCCCGCAUGCUGAGGAGAUCCUGUGCUCUCAGAGGGCACCGCCGUGCCACCUCCUUGUCCCUUGGAAGAUCUAUAGGUAGGGCUUGGCCUCGACUUCCACUUAUGGAUUUCGUUGGAGAAUUUAUGUGCUUUCCUUAGAUACAGAUCACUGGAGCAGAAUGAAGCCGUCUUUUUUUUCCUGUUUUAUUGCAUUUCUUGAGUAGGCAAAUUCAUGAGUAGCGUCAGGGCGGACUCAGGAAAGGCAGGACUUGGAUCAGUGACCAUUGCACCACUGCAGUUAUUUUCUUACUGCCUGUAUGAAUGUUUUGGUACUUAGGAGUGAAAGGAUGGGGAGAGCUUUUAUUUCUAUUUUUGCACAGCAGAAUGAUCGAGCAAACUCGAGCCUUAGUGGAAUUUUACCUACUUAUUCAUUCCACAGUCACACACUGAGCUGACAAGCAACAUCCACGAUUUAUAGUAAGGAGAUUUUAAUAAUCGAUGACCUCUUUACGUUGGGCUUGCCACCACCAUUUGUUCUGGCUGUUUCAUUUUAAAAAGAACAGACUCAAACUGUUGGACAGCUGCAAUUUUAAAAGAAAUAUUGCUUAUUGCUUACUGUAGUAUCUGUAAAAAAAAAA